AUUGGUGAAGAGCAUGGAGUUCGUAAAAGGAAAUUUAGCAUGGAUACUGCCUUGGAGGACAAGAUUUGUGAUCUCUAUGACCUUUAUGUUGAUGGGCUGGAUGAAGAUGCAGGUCCACAAAUUAGAAAGCUCUAUGUGGAGCUUGCACAUUUGUGGCCAAAUGGUUUAAUGGACAACCAUGGGAUUAAACGCGCUAUUUGUAGAGCAAAGGAGAGAAGAAGGGAAAUGUACAACAGACACAGGGAUCGGGAGAAAAUUAGGAGGAAAAAAAUGUUGACACCUAAAACAGAGGUAGGCGUUCAAAUUGAGACGGGUGUGAUUGUGCAGCCACAGUAUACAAGAGAGGGAUUGGGCUCUGAUUCAGGUGGUCAUGGUCUAGCUGCAUCUGGCAAACCAAAUUCUAAUACAACAGCAGCUUCCAUGAGGACACCCAGUCCAUCAGCCAGUGGGGACAGGCUAAAACAAGAGAAAUUGAAGGGAAGUUCAAGCAAUUCUAUGGAUGAAGUGAAAACGGCGGAUGGUAUGAUGACAAGUAUAAAGAAAAAGGUAAAGAGGAAGGCAGAACUGGAUUUGGAUGGCACACCAGUGCACCCGGAAAAAUUACCUGUCCAACAAAGCGAUGAAAGACACAAGUCGCAAAAACUGUCUGCAGGUCUUCCCCAGAAAACAAACCUGCAGUCAACUGCACCAAAUUUCGAACAGUCAAGCUGACAUAGUUUAGGAAAUUCACACCACAAAUUGUGUAACAGGCUUUUCUUCCUUUUUCUACGGGUUCUUCAUUCCGGCCAACCAUUGUUGCCAUUAUCAGUUACCAUUUUUGUAAUUAAAUGAUGUCGCAUGGCACCAUCUUCAUUAGAGGUACAGUGUAAUAGGAGAAACUAGAAAGCUUUAGUUUGUGUAUCAUCAUCACCAUGGCUUGAAACCAAAACAUCAGCAUUAUUUAUUUUUCUAGCCUUUGGUGGUAAAUUAAUGUGGCGCUUUUUCCUGAA
Mangifera indica (mango) is the source of this 989-nucleotide messenger RNA. Its product is annotated as ubinuclein-1-like. Gene Ontology annotation, cellular component: nucleus. The record is from RefSeq and is a predicted model, not a curated record. Lineage: Eukaryota; Viridiplantae; Streptophyta; Magnoliopsida; Sapindales; Anacardiaceae. Bases 40 to 711 code for a protein of 223 amino acids. The transcript is spliced from 4 exons.